Molecule: messenger RNA, 5294 nt
Organism: Coccidioides posadasii C735 delta SOWgp
Lineage: Eukaryota; Fungi; Ascomycota; Eurotiomycetes; Onygenales; Onygenaceae
Biological process (GO): DNA-templated transcription; regulation of transcription by RNA polymerase II
Cellular component (GO): chromatin
Molecular function (GO): zinc ion binding; DNA-binding transcription factor activity, RNA polymerase II-specific; RNA polymerase II cis-regulatory region sequence-specific DNA binding
Source: RefSeq, a predicted model, not a curated record
CGACUCCAGGAGUUAUUCGUCAGAAACGAACCUGCUCAACCUUGCACCCAGAGGUUCAGACGUCCAUCGCCCUUCGACUCUGGAGUAUUCUCGCUCUGCUGAAACACCUUGUGAGUCAACUACCAAGCUACACUCACGGGCCAUCGAAGCAAUCCUCACGGUCGAGGUCGACAAUUGCAGCUCAACCUCUUGUUCCUGAAGUCGUCCCGUUUACCGCCGAGCAGUGACUCUCCCCGUCGUUGAUGAGGGUUCCAACCGAAGCGCUUCGACCCUGAGCGCCAGAGCGCGAGCAUCCUGCAUCCUGAUUCACUGACUCUUCGCUGGCGCUUUACCUUAUUGAACAGUCGUCCAUUUCAUCCAUUAGAAUCGUGGCGAACCACCCAGCAUCCCAUCCUCGCAUCGUGCUGCUUGGGCACCUUGUUUCCCGAACACAGCGCCCUCUCCCUCGAAGUCGAAUUUCGAAUUGAUUACUUCCCACUGUUUUCGCAAUUCUAACCACCAGCUGACAGGGUUUAUGCUUAAGCCUGGAAAUUGAUAGCUUAUCCCUAUUUCACCCUCGCACCCGGGUCUCUGGCAUCGCGUUUCCCCCUCCAUUCCCUGCCCGUACUAGUUCUUAGCUGAAACAGAAAAAGCGGAUGUGGUAAAGCUGCCUGCCUUCCCCCAUUUAUAUCUGAUCCUGCGCAAUCGGCCCAAGCUUUCUCCUUCACCCUAGAUUCGGCCCAUCGAGAGAGCCGUGCUGCCAACGCUAAUUCGUUCCUGCUGGAUUUUGAAUAUAAGAUCGGCUUUCCGGAUGCUCUUGAGUGAAGCAUCCACCGGGUGUUAGAGAUUCAUAUUUGUUGAUUAGGAUUAAGAUGAUGGCAGAUCAGAAUGUUGCCGGUAGUCAACAGAGUCAGGACCUCGUGACAAUCAGCGAAGUUGUGAAUACCGGUCAUGGCAGCAGCAAUGCAACGGCAAGCAACAGGGGUCAGAAGGCUGAUAUACCACCGCCAAAGACCGAGAAGCCCCGGCCACAUGUCUGUGUAAUUUGUACUCGUUCUUUCGCACGUUUGGAACAUCUCAAACGUCACGAGCGAUCUCAUACCAAGGAAAAACCAUUUGAAUGCCCGGAUUGCACAAGAUGCUUUGCGAGAAGAGAUCUGUUACUGAGGCACCAACAGAAGCUGCACAUGACUACAACACCAUCAUCUCGUCCCCGUAACGUGCGAAGGGAAAGUACAAGUAGUUCCACUCGCGUUAGGAAGAAUUCGAUUGUGAAUGGGGGCAAUAACAUGAGGCCAAGGGCCAACACCAUCAGCCAUGUUGACCGACCCAACGUGGGAAUAAUCAAUAAUCCCGACUCGUCGAAGACGCCGCAAGCUGGCCAUGCGCAUCACCCAAGUCUUAGCUCGGUGCCGAGUAUGCCGGGGCUGGAGUACCGUGGGAUGCCUUCUGAUAACCGUCACGCCACGAUAAAUGGUCUUACCAAGCUUGAUACGACUGCCAUCCCCCCCAACAUGUCCGACGGUCUUCGAACAGCUCCGGUUUUUGGUAGCUUUGGCUCAGAUUUUGGUCUUGGUGACAUGAUGCUGGGCCAAGGAAGCACUAUCAAUCCCGCUCAACUGCAUUUCUCGGGUUCUCCCAACGCCUUCCUGGACACUCCCACUUCCCCAUUUACUCCCGCGUUCUCGAAUAUGCCGGCCGCCCGUAACAUGUACGAUGACGAUAUCAAGUAUGACGGCUUCGACAACAUCAUGAGGCUUAGUACCAACGAGUCAGCCAUUGACAACUCGUCUCCCUCGGCGAUGAGUACGGGGAGCCCAAGUGGUAUUAGCGAGGCUAUCUUAGACACCUCCAAUCACAUCGUAACAUCGUCCUCUGGCCCUUGGUCGAGCACAUUGCUCUCUCAGAGCCAGCCUAGUCAGUUUGGCUUGGAUUUUCCUCAGACCACGUUCCAGGAUCUUUCCGCGCACACUGGAACGGUAUCUCCGAAGUCGCUCCUGACCCCAAUUGCUGACCAGUCGUUUUCAACAUCACCAUCUCUUGGGACAAUGGGAACUUCGGUCCUAUCCGGCCUUCCCACUAACAUGUUCCAAAAUGCAUCACCAAGUGCCACAGGAUUUGAGGCGAACUUUUUGCAGACUGGGUUGCCGUCAUAUGCAAAUACGAUUACAGAAUCGACUCGCCAGGCCCUUAUGACAACUCUCCAGCGGCCUGCAACAUUUACUCACCGUCGAUACUCCCAACCAGCAUCGUCUUCGACCUUUCCGGCCGGCAAUUUACGGUCAGCGAUGUUUGAGAACACUCCAUCGGCUCUGCCAAGCACUAGUGACCUCCAGCGUUAUAUAGGCGCAUAUAUUACCUAUUUUCACCCUCAUUGGCCGUUUCUCCAUAUUCCAACCCUUGAUUUCAAGGCGCCGGAACAUGCCAACAGAUUUAAAGGGGCUAAUGGGUAUGGCAAUGCGACGACAUCGAAUCCUUCGGGGGACAAUGGCUGUUUGAUACUCUCAAUGGCCGCUAUUGGUGCUUUGUAUGAGUUCGACACCGCAACUUCGAAGGAGCUUUUCGAAUCUGCGAAGAGGAUGAUCCAACUGUACCUUGAAGAAAGACGCAAGGCAGACUCGGGCGUUCUUAAUCGCUCGAAUUCUGGACGUGACAACUCAGUGCAGAAUACUCCUUUAUGGCUGGUUCAAGCAAUGUUGCUUAAUGUCAUAUACGGACAUAACUGCGAUGACAAAACGGCAGCUGACAUUGCAAGCACCCACUGUGCGGCCUUAGUAAGCCUUGCGAGAGCGGCGGAACUCACCCAGCACCACCCCCCUGAGAGUCUUCCAGCAGAUCAGUUUGGUUAUGCUUCAACCUCAAUUGACGCUCAUCUGAACGGCAACUACAUGGAUUUUUGGGGCGUCCAGGCGCCGGAGGUCUCUCCAGAAAGGAUCGAAUGGUUGAAAUGGAAGGUAGUAGAGGAGCGGAAACGGACUUUAUAUGCUAUCUUUACUUUAUCGAGUCUACUCGUGUCUGCAUAUAAUCAUGCUCCCGCUCUUACUAACUCUGAAAUUCGUCUAACUUUGCCAUGCGACGAAGAACUCUGGGCAGUGGAUUCCCCUGAAGCCUGGGUGGCAUUGGGUGGCCAAGCGCACGCGGAACAGAAUGCAGUUAAAUUUUCGGACGCCUUGAAGAAGCUUCUGAUAGCAGGACAACACAACCAUUCUCCGCAUAGCCAAUUUGGAUCUGGUAUGCAAAUGGACGGAUUGCCUCCCACAGAUCUUAAACCGAGCCCUUUUGGAUGUUUGGUCCUGAUCCUUGCUCUCCAUAAUUACAUUUGGGAAACCCGUCAGCAGCACAUGGGAAAGCAAUGGACAAGUCAGGAAACUGAAGCCCUAUAUGUGCAUAUUGAGCCCGCUUUCCGUGCAUGGCAGGCCGCCUGGGGUAGCAAUCCGCAUCGCAGUUUGGAACGACCAAAUCCGUUUGGUGCGGGCCCCUUAUCCGCGGAUAGUAUACCUCUUUUGGAUCUUGCGUAUGUUAGGCUUUAUGUCAAUCUGGGUCGAUCCAGGGAAGCCUUUUGGCAGCGUGAUUGGAAUGCGAUGGUUAACGAACUUUCCCGAUCCGCCGAAGUUCCCCAACCUUCCAGCGGAAGCCCUGGCCCAGAAUUCGCGCAAGAUCUACUCGCCGAAUUUAAUACCCUAGAUGUUGGAGUUUCCAAUGAUCCUAGCUUAGAGACACCGUUUCAAGGAACCUCUUGUCGUCGAACAAAAUCAUCAAAAAGCGAACGGCAUCUGCGAAAGGCUGCGUUCUAUGCAGUGGAUUCCAUCAACAUGGCGGACAGAUUUGGCAACACUUUUUUUGAAUUUACGUCCAGGGAACUUCCACUUCAGAGUGCAAUGUGCCUAUUUGACUGCGCGCAGGUAUUGGCUGAGUGGAUCAGUACUGUCCAGGACCGGGUUGGGCCCUAUCUGGGAAUUCUUGGCCAAGUUCCCACCGAUUUGAGCCAGGUUCCCGUACUCAUGCUGCUGGAAGACGAAGAUUUUAAACUGAUUCAGAAGAUCGAGGAUUUUCUCCAUAGCGUCGAAACGAAAAUGAAAGACAGCGCCCCGAGUCCAUGUUCGAGCAGCGGCGAAGCGUGGGAUUGCUUGCCUAGCUUGAUGGAAGGUGGAUAUGCGACCAAGGUCUCAUUAUCAAUAGCUUAUUUGCUGGAUCGUGCGGGAGUCUGGCCUGUGAUCAAGUUAAUGGCCAGGGCACUUGAAACUCAAGCACGUCGUAUGAGAGACCGAGCCCAGAAUUCCCUCUCUGGCUAAGCUAGUUGGCUCUACCCUUUCGCAUGAGCCUUGCAGCCUUUUGUGAGCCCGCGGAUGCUUGUGGACUUAGUGAAAAUACCUUGUCAUACACUUACUCCCAGUCAUCGGGCUCUUCGAUUUCGGUUGAUUGACAACUUACCGUAUCCAACCUUAAUGCCCAGAAAGCUUUCCGAUACGCCUUCCCACUUUCGAUCUGGUUUCUUUCCAGCUAACGUUUCGUUCUACCACGAUUUGGGGCCAUAUUUGACGGGCGUCUGGUGUCCAAGGCACAUUUAUGUUUGAUUUGACUUCGCCAUCUCGUGUGAUCUUUUCUCCAUCUGGGAUUUCCACUGGUGUUUAUACCUCUAUGACCCACUGAUCUAUUGAAAACAUUUCGUGUCUGAUGAAUCUAACGACCUGAUCCUUUCCGUCAUGGCAAAAUAGGCCCUGUUUUAAUAAUCUUGUGCUCUGGUUUCCUGUUCGAAGUCACGUAUCACUUUCAUUUCAUUUUACCUAAUUCCCCCGCAAGCUUUCCUCGCACCAUUUUAAAUUUUUCUAGCCAUUCUCGUCUUCGCUGAUAAAGCUCUAGAAUAUACCCAAAAUAGAGCCUGGCAUCACGAAAGGUUGAUCUGGUGCAAGACUCGAGGGUUCGUGACGAGGUCGAUGCAUGGACUACGGAAAAUAAAAAUUCGAAAGAGUUAUGUGGAUGUUGGAGAAGAUGAUGUUAUUUCGCGAUUUCCGUCAGGUACCCCUUUCUACAUGUCUAUCUUCGCUUUCCCGCCCCUGCACCAUCCUACGUUGUAAUGCUGGCGGUUUUAUGUUUUACUUUCUCUCUUUCUUUUCCCUUCCCAUUUCACCUUCAUUUAUCCCCUUUUCUGCAUAUGCCCUGAUCUUUUUUAAUGUUUGUGUUCACUGCAUUCUUUGAAUUUCUGUGUUUCUUGUUUGGCCAUUUGUUGAGAGUACGGCCUCUUUGUCUCUAGUGCUGUGACUUGGUAUGGAAAUGCCACAUGACGGAUGAAAUGAAAACAGAUUUGUGAUUUGCAA